This is a messenger RNA of Closterium sp. Yama58-4, 1092 nucleotides long. NCBI's taxonomy places the organism in Eukaryota, Viridiplantae, Streptophyta, Zygnematophyceae, Desmidiales, Closteriaceae. The record is from the annotation of a GenBank genome assembly.
AUGCCACGCGUACUGCAGAAAAGGUUAGAGCAAAACGACAAAGAUAACAGGAAAUGGCGGGAGGAGGAGGACCAAGGGCAGGAGGAGGAGGAGGAGGAGGAGGAGGAGGAGGAGGAGGAGGAGGAGGAGGAGGAGGAGGAGGAGGAGGAGGAGGAGGAGGAGGAGGAGGAGGAGGAGGAGGAGGAGGAGGAGGAGGAGGAGGAGGAGGAGGAGGAAGAGGAGGAAGAGGAGGAGGAAGAGGAGGAGGAAGGGAGGAGGAGGGAGGAAGCAGGAAGAAGAGGAGGAGGGACAGGAAGAGGAGGAGGGAGGAAGCAGGAAGAAGAGGAGGAGGAGGGACGGGAGAAGGAGAAGGGAGGAAGCAGGAAGAAGAGGAGGAGGAGGAAGGACGGGAGAAGGAGGAGGGAGGAAGCGGGAAGAAGGAGAGGAGGAGGAAGGCGGGAGGAGGAGGAGGAGGAGGAAGCAGGAAGAAGAGGAGGAGGCGGGAGGGUCGUUGCUGGCGAGGCUACUCCCACAAGCCACAGACCCAUAGGGGAGGAGGAGGGGGAGAAGGAGGAGGGAGGAGGAGGAGGAGGAGGAGGAGGAGGAGGAGGAGGAGGAGGAGGAGGAGGAGGAGGAGGAGGAGGAGGAGGAGGAGGAGGAGGAGGAGGAGGAGGAGGAGGAAUGGGACGCGGGGAACGGUUCAGGGAGCAAAAGUGGGAGACGAGGGCAAGAGGGAACUUAGCGGUUGUUGGAGAAGAGAAGAGCAGAGCAGCACCUCGCCACCUCCUUGGCAGCAGCGCUGCCUCCAACACAGCAGCACCGCCUCCAACACAGCAGCACCGCUCCAACACAGCAGCACCACCGCUCCAACACAGCAGCACCACCGCUCCAACACAGCAGCACCGCUCCAACACAGCAGCACCGCUCCAACACAGCAGCACCGCUUCAACACAGCAGCACCGCCUUUUACACAGAAGCACCGCCUCCAACACAGCAGCAACGCCAGUCAACGUCAUGCUUCCAUGGACGCAGCAGCAACGCGCCAGCACCAACGCCUGUGAGCCAUCUCCUCUCGCCCGCACCAACGCAGCAGUCAGCAUCAUCUCUCGCUAG